This is a messenger RNA of Colletotrichum truncatum, 1071 nucleotides long. Its product is annotated as GNAT family. The record is from RefSeq and is a predicted model, not a curated record. Gene Ontology annotation, molecular function: acyltransferase activity, transferring groups other than amino-acyl groups. Lineage: Eukaryota; Fungi; Ascomycota; Sordariomycetes; Glomerellales; Glomerellaceae.
AUGGCUGACCUUAUCACAACUCGACCCAAGUCGGAGAAGAAUGUCAAAUUUGCUUCUGCAACUCCCGCGCAGCGUGAGGCCGCAUGGCGCCUGAAUGGCGUCUCAUGGGCUCCUCCCAUGUCCAUCGAGGCUUACAUCGCGCGUGAGACGGCACUCUCCAAGACGGAGCUCUCAGCAAACUGUAACUACUAUGUCCUUUUUGACCCGGCUGAACCUGAGCACAUCAUCUCCUCCUGCGAGGCAACUGCGAAGACUCUCUUCGUUCGCGAAGCCUCCUCUUCGGCAGUUAGAGAGGAGAAGGCCUACGCCAUCGCUUCCGUGUACACCAACCCGUCCCACCGCGGUCACGGCAUGGCUACGCUCCUCUUGACCCGCUUGAAGGAGGCCAUGGACGCUGACUCCAAGGCGAGCGCACUAUACAGCGACAUCGGGACAGUAUACUACGCUCAGAUGGGCUGGGCCGUGUAUCCAUCCCUCCAGGUUUCGCUGAUCCUCGAUGAUACAUCGGUCGUGCAACCUACGCCACCGGAGGGUGUCCGUUACCUCUCCGCGGACGAGGUCCCCGCUCUCUGCGAGAAGGAUACGGAGUCUUUGAGGAAGAAGCUUGAGAGCCUGCCGGACGACGGCAAGACCCACGUCGCAUUUGCGCCCUCAGCCGCGCAGGCCUUGUGGCACUUCACCCGUGACGGCUUCAUGGCUAAGGAACUUGUCGGCCGCGAGGUGGUGAACCGCGGAGCUAUCACGGCCGAUGGCAAAGCGUGGGUGUACUGGGACCACGACUUCCGCGAGAAGAAGCUCAAGGUCCUCCGUGUGGCGGGUGAUCCCGAGGCUGACGUUACUGCGCUGCUGCAUGCUGCAGUGCUUGAGGCCUCAGAUUGGGGUUUGGCCAAGGUGUUGGUGUGGAACCCGGAUGAGGGCGUCUCGGCGUCGGCUAAGACGGUGAGCGAUCGGACUGAUGGCGCCGUCAGAGUGGUUUUUGACGAGAGACUUGAUGGAAGUAUACCAAGCUUGCGUUGGAAGGGCCAAGGAGAGGCUGUGUGGGAGGACAAUGAAUACUAUGCAUGGUGCUAG